AUGAUCAGAGAAAUUCACAAGCAAAAGGAAUUGACGACCCAGUUCAGUUUGCAAGACGAUAAUAUGAGGACAAAUCCGUACUUUCAAAUUUCACUCAUAAAUCGACUGAGGCUGGAAAAGCUUAUAAACGACAUUGCAACAGGCCAAACUGAGACGGAAAAAUUUCCAGACAACGAAACGAUUGUCAAUUAUUAUACUGUCUAA
Messenger RNA from Oikopleura dioica, 204 nucleotides. The record is from the annotation of a GenBank genome assembly. NCBI's taxonomy places the organism in Eukaryota, Metazoa, Chordata, Appendicularia, Copelata, Oikopleuridae.